AUGGAUGUAGCACACAAACGAGAGUCUUGGGACACUAGACCCGAAACAACGAAGGAAGAGGAGAGGACAUUGAGAAAGCCCUGGACCGAAGAUUGGCUUCGAAAUCAGUCUGAAAUAUUAAAAGACAGACAGUACCGUUGGAUGUUUGAACAUCGUCCAGCGAGACGAUUUCGUAUAACGAUAAAGGAGGCUCUACUCAAACCAGUAGACCCUUCCUUGCCAAAACGUAACAGCAUGAAUGUUCGAGAGCGUGCCGCCGCCAUAAUCCGAGAGGAACUGUAUUUUUACCCUCCUGUCAUGGAACAGAUUAUCCAAGGAAUCGACCAUUUUGAAUCCUGGAACCGCGACACGGCACGCGAAUACAUCAACAGAGCUCAAAAAGAGAUCGACGAGGAGUGGAAAAAGGCGGAUGAGUGGGAGGCGGAGGUGGAACUUGCGAGAAAGAAUAAGGUGGAAAAACAUCCUUUUAGGGAGGCAUGGGAUGAUCUCUUCCUAUUGUGUAGGGCUGGAUCGGAGAAGUUAAAAAGAAUGCCCGGUGAUGUACGAACCUUUAAGUUCUUAUUCGAGAAGAAGAGACGGGAGGAGUAUGUGCAGUCGAUGGCCUGGUUUUUGAAGGCGAAACGUGAUGCGAUUGUGAGAACAUUUGAGUUCUUAUGGAUGAAGGGUGGGGAGCAGAAGGCGUGGGAGGAGAUGAGUUGGCUGGAGAGAUGGAUGGUCACGAUCAAUGGACCAUGCGGAGGAACACAGGUUCCUUGGACGAGACAUGUAGAGAAGAAGUAG
Molecule: messenger RNA, 780 nt
Organism: Sclerotinia borealis F-4128
Lineage: Eukaryota; Fungi; Ascomycota; Leotiomycetes; Helotiales; Sclerotiniaceae
Source: the annotation of a GenBank genome assembly